AUGGGUCUCGACGAAGAAGGUCGAGGACAGAAGACGGAAGUCUACGUUGAGAUGAUGCAUGGCGACGAGGCUGCCGGCCAGUCCCAGCUGCAGCUCAGCGCAUUCGUGUUGGUCGUUACGGGAAUAGGUUUUCUGCCACGGACAUCGGUGAUGUGCGUAGGCCGGAAGGAGGCGCAAAUCCAGAACAACCGCUCUACAAGAGUAGUCGUGAAGCGCCACUCGCAGCUAGCAUGCAACAAGCAGAAGGAGGUCUACGGCUCGAUGGGCGGAUGGAAAAGAAGAGCUCUGCUCUGGUUAGAUGGCCUUGCCUCGAAGUUCCCUCAGUGGGCAUCCAACUUCAUCUUCGUGGAUGAGCUUCCACCCGACUUUUCAGUGACGGCCGUAGACUCUGCCAACAGAGUGAUGGCGAUGGAGCAUGUGGAGGAUCAUGUCUAUGGGCUCCAGUGGCAUCCAGAGGUCAUUAACAGCAAGGUGGGGCGCAAAAUCGUUGACCGCAUCUUCUCACUGGUCGGCAAGCGACGCACGGCCCCGCGAGGCAUUUCUGAUCCUCCACAAGGUGUCAAGGUUGAGCCUCCAACGGGCUCACUUCAGGGCCCGGAGGAUGUGGAGGUCUUCAGCUGGCAUGAAGUCGACCUGGAGCUCCGAAGGCUCGUCAAGGAGCUUAUCCAAAGCAGCGGUGGCGGCAGAGCCUCUGCUGAUCUGGGAAAGUUACUCGCGGGUCGGCGACGUGAGCUGAUGACAACGCUUCGCAGCUCGCACGCAGCGCCGCGUGUCGGAGCCGAUGGCGAUGGCAGCCUUGGAGAGGCGCUGGGCGCCGCGAGCGCCUCCCUGCGAGAGGUGGCGAGUGCCUGGUUGCUGAACCCAGCUCCGGCAGGGUAA
Messenger RNA from Symbiodinium sp. CCMP2592, 879 nucleotides. The record is from the annotation of a GenBank genome assembly. NCBI's taxonomy places the organism in Eukaryota, Dinophyceae, Suessiales, Symbiodiniaceae.